AUGGAGAUAUUAGAGAAGAUUCCGGCAUUCGUCCGUAUAAGUGGACCGCCAAACAGUAACUUUCUCGUAGGAUACCCCGGGAUUUCAGCCACUAUGCCUCGUAUAGAAGGCAAAGUUGAAAUCCGCCCUGGCUCGGGAUACACAGCACCGGUCGCCAUAUCAUUCGUCUCCAUUGGUCUCUAUCGAAAGGAAACAAUACAUCCCCACGCAGAUGGAGUUAUCAGCGGCCGCCUAGCUGCUCCGCGGAAAGAAUUACGGAAACUAGUUGCAAAAGAACAAAGACUAUACCAAUGCCCAGCCGGAAUGCCUUACGAAAUGGUAAUGGCUAUGGAUUUACCGUUUAUGUUGAUGAUACCAGUAUCGGGAAGUGGGUCGGAAGAUAUAUUAAAUGUGCCGCCGGCGAGCUUAACUUUGCCUUCACGAGUUGCAGAGACAUAUUAUGAGUUGGAGGUCAGCGUGAGGCAGGGCCAUACGGAGUUGACAAAACAUACGUUCCCGGUGCCCAUAACGAGAUACGACACUUUAUCUUCGUUUGGGAUGUAUAAUAGGCCAGAAACACAAGAACGUGUAUCAGAUCACCUUGUAACUUUGUGUAUGGUUCUGGAGCGGUGGUCUUUUGGCCCGAAUGACCCUGUGGAGGUUUCGGUACGACUGACGCCAAACCCGGAUUGGAUUGUCAAGGCAAGGAAGGUGUCGAUAUCAAAAAUUGUGGUAGCGAUUGAGGAGCACAUCACAUAUAAUCCCCAGGGCGACGAGCCAUCGACAAAAGUUAAACAGCUCACCAGCAAGAAGGAGGUUGUGGGGCAAAAGCUACCGGAAUCUGGGUACGAAACCAGGAUUAACAUCAAAUUUCCGGCAAAGGAGUUGAGAGAUAGUGAUGGGUACCUUCCACCAGGGAAGCCGGCAUUUCCUUUGUAUGAAGUUAGCGGUUUCACUACAUCGGCAACAUUAUACAAAAUUGAUUAUUUCCUGACAGUUAAGGCCCAUAUGUCUAGCUGCAGGGAUAUCACACUACGACAAAAGAUCGUAGUUUCUCCAUUUGACUACAAAACCUGCCACGACGAACUGCCAGCAAUUCAAGAAGCAGCACAAGUGGCGUACCGCAUUGGUCAAGAAGGGCCGCGGCUUCCUGCACCGGUUAUUAUAUAUCCUAGUGAUACAGCAAUGCUAAGACGUGUAAACAUGACGAAAGUUGGGAAUGAGCGCAAAUUGAUCAUUCAAUAA
Messenger RNA from Morchella importuna, 1224 nucleotides. RefSeq lists its product as uncharacterized. NCBI's taxonomy places the organism in Eukaryota, Fungi, Ascomycota, Pezizomycetes, Pezizales, Morchellaceae. Gene Ontology annotation, biological process: division septum assembly. The transcript is spliced from 3 exons. Gene Ontology annotation, cellular component: division septum. Bases 1 to 1224 code for a protein of 407 amino acids. The record is from RefSeq and is a predicted model, not a curated record.